AUGACCCCUUGGCUUCCCAGCUUGCCAGAGGGGGGUACUGACCUGCGCUCAUAUGCUGGGGAACUUAGUGCCCUAGUCUCAGCUGCUGCGUGGCUUACGGUUUGGUGGGACCACCUUCAACUCCACACGGGUCAAGCACCCCGGCGAGUCACUAUAGCAGUCGAUAACAGUGCCGCUCUGCAGGUCGCUUGCGGACAUGCCGCGGCCACACUUGUGCACUCUCAAGUCUGCAGGGCUCUUUGGCAGGGCGUCCAGUCCCGGUGUGCCACUCACUUCCGCCAUGUCCCUGGGCAUGCUGGGGCCUUGGUCAAUGAAAUUGUUGACGCUUUGGCCGGGUAUGCCAGCCUGCAUUCCAGGUGUGCCACAGCGUGUUGGUGUCGUUUGUUGCCAACCUUUGGGGAUACUCUCGCGGUCUGUGCCCCACUGAUGUGGCUCUUACCGCGAGCUCAGCUUGGUCCGAAUGGCCUUUACUGGAAGCCUGCGGGGUGGGAGUCACCGCCCGCACACCCACCUGCUCCGGAGAGUCGUCAGCCUCUGCCUUCGGCCCCCCCGUCAGGCGAACCUGACCGCCCCAUCCCACUCCGCAUCAAUUUCAGGGUUGUGCAGGCAAACAUCCAGACUAUUAAAGAUGUAGAUGUGUCCUUCUUUAACCGUGAAGGACACGGUCAGCGUCGGGUAUACCUUGCCAAGCAGUUGCAGGCCUUGGAUGUUCAGGUUGCGUUUCUCCAAGAGUGUCGCAGUCGGCCAGGACGAUGGUCCUCUCACGGCUUUCUCAGCUUUCGCUCUGGUGCCGAGAACGGACUUUAUGGGGUCGAAAUUUGGGUCCGCCCGGAUCUGCUUCAGCCUGCCCUAUCGUUGGAUGACUUUCGGAUUCGCCAUGCCGAUCCACGCAUGUUACUGGUACAGUGUCUACGCGCCGAAUUGCCCAUCACCCUUGUUGCCGCCCAUGCCCCACACUCGGAGAGGCCGGAGGCGGAAGCUCGGCGGUUUUGGGGUGAUUUUAGAGUCCACCUGCUUUCUGCAUGUAACCGGGGGACCGUGAUAAUCGGCGUAGAUGCCAAUGCUGACAUUGUAGGGCGAGAUGAGGAUGAAGUCCUUGUUGGCGAUUUACUCUCCCUGCGGCCCCCGCGUUUGAAUGACGAUCUUCUUUUGGCGUGCCUGCAUGAUGCCUCCUUGGCCGCGCCCGGAACUUGGGCAGAGAUUCACUCUGGUCCUACUUGGACUUGGCAACACACAGGCGGCAAGACCCAGAGGCUAGACCACUUGCUCGUCUCAAGCGGGAUUACGGUCCAGGCCCACCGUCAAUACCCUGAGUUUGACAUUCUGAAUGGGGAGUUCAGGGACCAUAUGCCUAUCACCGCCCUGAUUGAAGUUUGCGGGCGUCGCGGGGGGCGGGUGCAUUCACGCUGCCCCUAUGCACCUGCCAGUGGUGAUCAGGUUGCUUCCAAGAUGUGGUCCCUGCUUGGGGACACUUUUUCGGGCACUUGUGAAGCCCAAGUGCAACGGCUGUGCGACGCCCAUGCUGAUGCCGUCAAGCAGCUGCCUGCACGGCCACCUUUUCUCCGGAGGCAGCCAUACCUCUCUGUUGCAGCCGAAGUAUUGCUCACAACGCUUCGGGAUGCACGGGCUGAACUCCGCCGAAUCUCGGCACUUCAGCGACUGCAACUAUGCCGCGUUGCCUUUCAUUCGUGGCGACUGCAGACGCCUGGGGUUCCCCGAUGGGAACGCCACCAGACGCAGAUGCUGCGGGCUCAUUACGCCCACGUCUGCUUUAAAUUGCGGGCCCAGGCCCAUGCGCAGGCUCGCCAGGACAAGCAGGCUUACUUCGAGUCGCUUUUGGUCGGGGCCAUUGAUCAUUGGCACGCCACCGGACGGCCUUUGGAAGCUGUUGCCAAGCUCUCGUGGGCAUCUAAGGGUGCGAAACAAAAGCGUGAUGUCCGGGCCGCCAGUGGCUUCGAUAUUGAUGAACAGCUCCAGUUGCAGUUUCAACAGCAGGAAGGGGGACGCCCUGUCUCCGAUGAUCAGCUACAACUGGCCUUCUCGCAGUGGGCCAAAAUACCUCGACCUGCAUGUUUGGCUGCUGUGCCCACUCUCCUUGACGUUGAACAUAUGUGCAGGGCGCAGAGACGCCCGGCUCACAUCCCUGCAAAUUUUCGGUCGAUCGCCAUGCUCAAUGGCGUGGCAAAGCUAUGGCACUCGCAGCUGAGGUCCACACUAGGUCAGGAGGGCAUCGCCCACUAUUUCCCUACCCAACUUGGUGGCAGGAAGGGAAUAGAUACUGGCCUCGCCCUGAGUGUCUUCCGGUCCGCUGUGGACCUGGCCUCCGUCCGCGGGCACUCAUGGGCUGCAUUGUUUGUUGACAUUCAAGCCGCCUAUUAUGAAGCGGAUCGACUCCUGCUCUUCCAAGGUCGUGAUCUCGACUCUGCGUUGCAGGGGCUCCAGCUUCCCAGACAUGUACACCGGCUUCUUCAAGAUGGCGUGCUGACCGGGUCGCACUCUUGCGAGACUGUGUUGAAUGUUCCUUUUGACGGAUGGUCGGGCAACCACAAGCGAUCAUUGCAAGCCGUGGGUCUCGGCCUGGCGAUGGCUUGGCUGAUGUCCUUUUUGGACAUUGUGCACAUUGCCUCUGCUGAUGCUCUGGGUCAGCCCGACGCCUCGCUGCAGAUCGCGUGGGCAGAUGAUCUGCCCUUGUCCACCUUCAAGGAGCUGGGGCCAAUAUCUAUCAGAGUCGUCCCUGAAUACAAGUACCUCGGCGUGGCACAACGCUGUCGUGACACCGGCCGUCGGGAUAUCGAGGCUGCAGGCGGACCCUUCCCGCAGCUUAUUCCUCGCUUGCCACGACUCUUGCUCGCUCAGAGCGUGCCUGGGGCCCUCUUCAUGGGUUUCUGGAUAAGUGCCUCCGACAGUUGGGAUGCUGGUCACCAUGUCGCCUCAGCCCAACUGCGAGCAUGCACGGGUGUUUUAGAUGUUGAGUGCGCCGUUAUGGUUGCCCGGGUCCGUCUGUUAUGUCGGAUUGCCUCCGGACGGUCAACUGAGGCCUUCGAACUCUUCCAAGCAAGCUGGGAUCGAGGAGGAGAAUGGGCCUCCCUGCUCGCUGAGGCCGCGCGUCGUGUCUGGCCUGCCUCUGGUCUCCCCGAGCUCCAGACAGGGGAGCCCACUCUCCUGGGGAUACGGAGACACCUCAAGAAGCUCCUUUCGGCUUGUCGGAAAAUUAGCCGCUCAGGCACUAUGCUUCUUGCCCUUCAACGAGCCUGGAAGAGCCACGAGAGCCCCACACCGAAGCGGGUCAUUGGCCUUGCCUCCCCUCGGACAUGUUCAGAAUGUGGGGCGACACUAGCGUCGGCCCAUGCCCUCGCGGCGCACAUGCACAGGUUGCAUGGCCGAGUAGCUUUGUGCACUCAAUAUACCCUCGGCACUGUCUGCCUGUGGUGUUUGACGGAAUUCCACAAUGCAGCCCGGCUCCGCUAUCACCCGCUUCACACCCCUGAGUGCGAACAUGGCCUCCGCUGUUGUGUUGGGCCGGUCUAUGAGUAUGGCUCUGGCACCAAACGGCGUGGUAAGCAAGGCCACGCGCGUGCACCAGUCUUUCGGAUUUGUGGGCCUAUGAACGCAACCGCAGCUCAACGUCUUGCUGCGGCUGAGGAAAGGUGCUGCACGGAGGCUGAGCUCUCGGCAGAGCUGAGUCUGCUUGCACCUGGGCCGGGCUUUGCCGAUGGUGCUCGAUCCUCGCCAGUGGUUCCCUUCCGGCGCAACUCUGUCAGUGCUCUUGGAGUUUCUCCGCCGGAGUCUGUUGAGGCUGGACCUCCGCCUUCCUUGCUCGUGCCGCCUACAGCGUCUGCCGCCAUGCCAGAGCCUUUCCCUCGUCCUGUACCUGCCCCCGUUGGGUCUCUCGGAGACUCGCUUGGACGGGACGCCCGGGAUGCGACCUCGUCACCUCUCCCUCAGGCGGUGUACCGAUUCGUUGAAUUUUCUCCCGACUGUGAGACUUCUGUUUUGUCCUGUCGGUGGGAAGGUGUGCCACCUGCGAUUUGGUGCUUGCCUGUUAGCUGGGCUGCUUGUUGGAGGGUGUUCCUGGCGUUUGACACGCAGCAUCCAUGGUCGUCGGAAGUCUGGCGCCUCUCGGCCUUUUUACGCAAGGAGGAGCGUCCGACACCUUGCCCCGAUCGGAGUGGCCCAGCUGGGUUUGGGCAUUUUGCCUCGGGUCGCAUUCUCUUCUUGCGGCGGAUGCUUACUUUCUUGCAUCUUCUCCGCCAGGUGAGGUACGGGGCCGUACUUUGGAGUGCGCAACCGCUCCCCGCUGCCUUUUGGGAGCUUCUGCGCCGUGCUUCGCCCACUGCGGUAGGGACCUCGGCGGUUCCUGUGCUUGGCUUUGGCACAGUUUUCUGCCUGCCUGAGGUCGCUGCCCACGCCUUGGCCUUGCUGGCGGUGGGGCGCCUGUCUGGUGCUUCUCCGCGCCGUCUGGCCUUCCCUCACCAACUUCUGUAA
Symbiodinium sp. CCMP2592 is the source of this 4485-nucleotide messenger RNA. The record is from the annotation of a GenBank genome assembly. Lineage: Eukaryota; Dinophyceae; Suessiales; Symbiodiniaceae.